This is a messenger RNA of Cynocephalus volans (Philippine flying lemur), 3442 nucleotides long. RefSeq names its product DIS3 like exosome 3'-5' exoribonuclease (gene DIS3L). The record is from RefSeq and is a predicted model, not a curated record. Gene Ontology annotation, cellular component: cytoplasmic exosome (RNase complex). The transcript has 17 exons. Gene Ontology annotation, biological process: rRNA catabolic process. Bases 183 to 3404 code for a protein of 1073 amino acids. Gene Ontology annotation, molecular function: RNA binding; 3'-5'-RNA exonuclease activity. Lineage: Eukaryota; Metazoa; Chordata; Mammalia; Dermoptera; Cynocephalidae.
CCCGAGGCGCCGGCAGUGGCCCGGCCCAGCGUGGAAGCAGGCCGGCCGGGCGCCGAGGACCGAGGGGCGGGCCCGAAGCCGCGGCCUCGCCUCCACCCGCGCCGCGCCGCGCCCGCCGCUUUCCCGGCUGCUCGGGGCGGCCUCGCGCGGUCGGUAUCUCUGCCGGGCGGAGCGCCGCCGCCAUGCUGCAGAAGCGGGAGAAGGUGCUGCUCCUGCGGACCUUCCAGGGCCGGACGCUGCGGAUCGUGCGGGAGCACUACCUGCGGCCCAGCGUGCCCUGCAACAGCCCGCUCUGUCCGCAGCCCUCCGCCUGCCGCAACGAUGGGAAACUCCUGUCUAGUGAUGUGACUCAUUAUGUGAUCCCAGAUUGGAAAGUUGUUCAAGAUUACCUUGAGAUCCUUGAAUUUCCUGAGUUGAAGGGAAUUAUUUUCAUGCAAACGGCUUGUCAAGCUGUGCAGCAUCAAAGAGGCAGGAGCAAGAGAUGGCAGUACAUGAGUACCUGCUGUACUAGAUUUAUUUUUCUCCUGUGUCACAGACAGUAUAACAAAUUGCGAAACCUCAUGAAGGAUGCGCGUCAUGAUUGCAUUCUCUUUGCUAAUGAAUUCCAGCAGUACUGCUAUCUCCCACGGGAAAGGGGAGAGUCCAUGGAAAAGUGGCAGACCAGGAGCAUAUACAAUGCAGCUGUUUGGUACUAUCACCACUGCCAGGACAGGAUGCCAAUCAUCAUGGUGACAGAAGAUGAAGAGGCAAUUCAGCAGUAUGGAAGUGAAACAGAAGGAGUGUUUGUGAUUUCUUUCAAGGAUUAUCUGGACAAUUUUUGGCCUGAUUUAAAGGCUGCCCAUGAGCUUUGCAAUUCUAUCCUUCAGUCUCGCUGGGAAAGAGAGAAUGAGAGUCAGGAGAGCCAUGGCAAGGAGUACCCAGAGCAUCUUCCCCUGGAAGUGCUAGAAGCCGGGAUCAAGUCUGGACGCUACAUCCAGGGAAUUCUGAACGUCAACAAACACAGAGCACAAAUAGAAGCUUUUGUUCGACUUCAAGGAACCAGCAGUAAAGAUUCAGGUUUAGUCAGUGACAUUCUAAUCCACGGGAUGAAGGCACGAAACCGCUCGAUUCAUGGAGAUGUGGUAGUUGUGGAACUGCUCCCUGAAAAUGAAUGGAAAGGAAGAACCGUCGCCCUGUGUGAGAAUGACAGUGAUGACAAGGCCUCAGGCGAGUCCCCAAGUGAGCCCAUGCCUACAGGUCGAGUGGUAGGAAUCCUUCAGAAGAACUGGAGGGAUUAUGUGGUGACAUUUCCAUCCAAAGAAGAGGUCCAAUCUCAGGGCAAAAAUGCUCAGAAAAUCCUAGUUACACCUUGGGAUUACAGAAUUCCUAAAAUUCGAAUUAGCACCCAGCAAGCAGAAGCCCUCCAGGACUUCAGGGUGGUUGUGCGCAUCGAUUCCUGGGAGUCAACAUCCCUGUAUCCAAAUGGACAUUUUGUGCGUGUUUUAGGAAGAAUUGGAGAUCUGGAAGGCGAAAUUGCAACCAUCCUGGUGGAAAACAGUAUUUCAGUUGUCCCUUUCUCAGAAGCUCAGAUGUGUGAGAUGCCAGUAAACACACCAGAAAAUCCCUGGAAGGUGAGUCCUGAAGAGGAACGAGAACGUAGAGACUUGAGGAGAACCCAUCUUGUAUUCAGCAUUGACCCCAAAGGUUGUGAAGAUGUGGACGACACACUGUCAGUCAGAUCCUUAAAUAAUGGCAACCUGGAACUUGGGGUCCAUAUUGCAGAUGUAACACACUUUGUGGCACCAAAUUCUUAUACUGAUAUUGAAGCUAGAACAAGGGCCACCACUUAUUAUUUAGCAGAUCGUCGCUAUGACAUGCUGCCCUCUAUCCUCAGUGCUGAUUUGUGUUCCCUCCUGGGAGGCGUUGAUAGGUAUGCUGUAAGUGUCAUGUGGGAAUUAGAUAAAACCUCUUAUGAAAUCAAGAAAGUUUGGUAUGGCAGAACCAUUAUUCAAUCAGCAUACAAACUGUUCUACGAAGCAGCCCAGGAACUACUGGAUGGAAACUUCGGCGUUGUUGAAGAUAUUCCAGAAUUCAAAGGCUUGGAUGAGAAGAACAGACAAACCAAGCUGGAGGAGUUAGUGUGGGCAAUUGGAAAGUUAACUGACAUAGCUCGCCAUGUCCGAGCUAAACGAGACUAUUGUGGUGCCCUGGCACUGGAAGGGAUAGAGGUUCAAGUACAGCUAGAUGAAAAAAAGAACAUUCAUGACCUCAUCCCCAAGCAGCCCCUGGAGAUCCAUGAGACGGUGGCUGAAUGCAUGAUCCUGGCCAACCACUGGGUGGCCAAAAAGAUCUGGGAGAGCUUCCCUCAUCAGGCCUUGUUGCGCCAACACCCUCCUCCACACCAGGAGUUUUUUUCUGAACUCCGGGAAUGUGCUAAAGCAAAAGGCUUCUUCAUAGAUACACGGUCCAAUAAAACACUGGCUGAUUCCCUGGAUAACGCGAAUGACCCCAGUGAUCCUAUUGUAAACAGGCUGCUGCGCUCUAUGGCCACCCAGGCCAUGUCUAAUGCACUGUAUUUCUCCACCGGGUCAUGCGCAGAGGAAGAGUUCCAUCAUUAUGGUCUUGCAUUAGAUAAAUAUACCCACUUUACUUCUCCAAUAAGAAGAUAUUCAGAUAUUGUAGUACACCGAUUGUUAAUGGCAGCCAUUUCAAAAGAUAAGAAAAUGGAAAUUAAGGAAAAUUUGUUCAGCAACAAAGAUCUCGAGGAAUUAUGCAGACAUAUCAACAACAGAAACCGAGCUGCACAGCAUUCUCAGAAGCAGUCUACUGAGCUCUUCCAAUGCAUGUACUUUAAAGACAAAGACCCUGAAACCGAGGAGCGUUGCAUAUCCGAUGGAGUUAUUUACUCAAUUAGAACAAACGGUGUUCUUGUAUUUAUACCGAGAUUUGGGAUUAAAGGUGCUGCUUAUCUAAAAAAUAAAGAUGGUUUAGUGAUCGCAUGUGGCCUAGAUAGCCGUUCUGAAUGGAAACCAGGAUCCCUUCAAAGAUUUCAAAACAAAAUUACCUCUACCACAACAGGAGGGGAAUCUGUUACAUUCCACUUGUUUGACCAUGUAACAGUAAAAAUAUCUGUACAGGCCUCGCGUUGCCAUACUGAUACAGUCAGGCUUGAAAUAAUAAGCAACAAACCAUACGUGAUACCAAACACAGAAAUUUUUCAUCAGAGCUCCCUUUUGCUGAAGAGUGACUUAGUGAAAGAAGUAACUAGAUCUGUGGAAGCUCAGCUUGCCCAAGAGGUCAAAGUAAACAUCAUUCAGGAAGAAUAUCAAGAAUAUUGCCAAACAAAAGGAAGAAGCCUAUACACCCUUCUAGAGGAGAUAAGAGACCUAGCUCUCCUGGAUGUUUCAAACAAUUAUGGAAUGUGAAAUACUCUACUUCAUUAAAAAAGCUUUGUUGUAUGCAA